Messenger RNA from Seminavis robusta, 2634 nucleotides. The record is from the annotation of a GenBank genome assembly. NCBI's taxonomy places the organism in Eukaryota, Bacillariophyta, Bacillariophyceae, Naviculales, Naviculaceae.
CUGGCAUCGCAGGUGCACUUGCGACCUUCUCAUUUUUUGAAGAAAAGUCUGAACUUUCAUCCGCCACCGCCCUCUCCAACCCAAGGUUGCGAAUGCAAGUCUGCUGAAAGUACGUACAUUCCGUCGCUUUGCUUUUGCUAAUAAGAUGCCAAUAUUAUAAUAAGCCACAAUACUCUCUUUCAUGCCUUCAUCCGCUUUUGUGGAUAAGCACUGCUAGUAGCUAGCUAGUAUCCUUCAAACCAUCCAUAUAGGUCUUGUCAAGAUUGCAGUUGCUCGUUGUCCGAUCUUUGUGGCCUCGCCAUCAAUCACAACCUUGCAAUUCAAGUAAGAUACCAUCUUUCUUUGGGAGCAAUUAAUAAAAAUCAACGCCAAGGAAAUAAAUAUUCCACUGAAUAAAUAUCCAAUCCAAGCAACACCAUGACAAUGGCAUCAACACCGUCACUCGCCCAACCCAAAAAUAAUGAGGAGAUCGUGUAUUCUACUCCCGUCAACUUUGACGGACAACAACCAGAAACACAAGAAACACCGCCAUCGACUCCCGGCACUCCCACUCGAGCAUUUCACGCUUUUCAGCGUCUGAAACAACGAACGGAUUCCUUUUGGCCCAGUCAACGAAGUCUUUUGCGGCGUCAUCCUUCCUUGGAACUCCUCGUUCCCGCCCAUGAUUGCGAAUCGCGACGAUCGUCUCCGGCCAUUGCCAUUUUCAAUUUGGUGGCGACCGUCUGUGGCGGGGGUGUCUUGAGUUUACCAAUGGCAUUUUCCCGUGCCGGCUUGAUUCCGUCGUUUUUGCUCAUGGUAUUUGCGGCGCUCAUUACCAAUUUUGCCAUGUACAUUUUGUGUUCCUGUGCCCGACGGACCGGAGGACGAUCGUAUGGCGAUGUCAUGCGCAAUGCGUUUGGACCUUUGGCCGAAUUGGGCGCUACUGUCUUGCUCUUUCUACUGCUCUUUUUGGUAAUCGUCGCCUACAUGGUACUGCUCAAGGAUAUUUGGACACCGGUGUUGCUCACAUUGGCACCCACCAGUUGGACGGACAAGUUCCUGGAAGUUGUCAGUAGUACUAUCAGUACCAAUGACACUACCGAUGCACAAGAGCAACAAGAAGAAAACGCCUCACAUUAUCUCUUGAUACUGAUUUUGGUCUUGAAUUUACCACUCCUCUUGCAGACGGAUCUACAUGCCCUCCGUCAUACUUGCUACGUCGGAUUUGCGUCCGCGGUGAUCCUCAUGCUGGGGGUCACGCAACAGGCCCUGCAACGCAACUGGCAAUCACCGGGAUUGUUUUCUGCCAAUGUGGUCUGGGUGGGAGAUCGAGAUGGAAUCCUCUACGCGUUCCCCAUUGUCGUAUUGAGCUUUUUCAGUAUCUACAAUGUAUUGACCGUCCACAGCGCCCUCUUCAAUCCCACGCGAGAUCGGGUCAAGUUUGUUCUGGAUGGAACCAUUGGCCUGUGCUUUUUACUCUUCUUCACGGUCGGAGUCUUUGGCUAUCUGUACUCCUACACGGACACACGCGACAAUAUACUUCUCAACUUUCCACUGUCUGUCAAAGUCAUUCUCCUGGGAAGGAUUGGCUAUGGAGUCACGAUUCUCUUUGGAAUGCCACUGGUGUUCCUGCCGUGUCGGGCUGCCAUUCUUUCGCUACCCACGCAAAUCAAGGAAUGGAAAGAAGCAUCGGAACAGGACAGUCGAGCCAUGAUGAAGGGGACCAAACAUCACGUUGCCAACGGUGUCACGUUCGAUGAAGAGUGCCCGCUCCUACUGGAAGCCAUUGCCAAUACCCGGGCUCAAAUCCUGCCACCCGCCGCAGACGGAGCCAAAUCUGGAGACGGUACCGUCUCGACCGCCAACUCCGAGGAGGAUUUAACACCCGAAACGACAAACUACGACACUUUGGGUAAUAUCACCACUACGCCACUGCCCCCCGUCGAUCCCACACUGGAGGGAGCACGAGACAGACGUGUGCAUGUAGCAUCCACUCUCCUUAUCCUGGUCAUGUCCUUCAUCAUGGCAGUGGGGGUGCCAGGUGUGGGUGUUGUGUGGAGUAUUGCCGGAUCUUCCAUGGCUAUCAUCAUUGGAUUCAUCAUCCCCGCAUCGUGUUACCUCAAGAUUCGCACGCACAAAAACGUCAAUCCACGAUCGGUCGGUGCCACAAUGCUCCUGAUCUUCUCCAUAAUAUCCAGCGUUGUCUGCACAUACCGGACCGUGCGCCAAGAGUUCUUCUCCUCUAGCCUCUAGCUAUCGAGGUCCAGCUACGAGGGCAAGGUGGCGGCGUUUUUGGUGAUGUGUUGCCUACAUGCAUAUUGUUGCUUUGUUCACACUCGUACCCGGGUCUACCGGACCCAACUCGACCAAUUUUUCCGGAUCUUUUGGCAAUGCUGUGUGGUGUCCAUGGCAUGGCUACAACAAGAUAUUUCAUACUUGACAUCUUCAAAUUUAAAGACAUAGACCCUUUUUCUUCAAGUCACUGUGAUAAUCCGUGUCAUUGCUGCAUCCUCCGCCACCAGACGACGAUGCUUCCACACCUUUCUGUGGUCGUUCCUACAGCUGUUUGUGACGUCGGGCAGGGUUACCUACAUCAUUGUCGAGAUCGAAUACUAUCACAUUAACAAUCUUUUACAGACACAGAGUUAGCUCAAA